UCACGUGACAGCAACAGCGUCUCCAACGUAAACACUACUAGGUGGUCUUCCCACAUAUCGCCUGCUCUGUCAAAAAUGGAAUUUAGAAGAGCGAAUGAUUUAGUUCAUAUAGCUAGUAUAUUACAUUUUGUUUGAGUACUAACUUGCUAACUAUACACCCAGCUAACUUAAAUUGUGCUUGUCUAGUUAGGUUGUAGCGUAGCCAGCUAGCUAGCUCUAACUGGUUAUCUGAUUAAGCAUGGACCAAUACAGCAUCUUGGAGAGAAUAGGUGAAGGAGCCCAUGGCAUUGUCUUUAAAGCUAAACACAUCGAGACAGGAGAAACGGUGGCUCUAAAGAAGGUCGCCCUGAGAAAGCUGGAAGAUGGGAUACCAAACCAAGCCCUCAGAGAGAUAAAGGCUCUACAGGAAAUUGAAGAUAAUCAAUAUGUGGUGAAGCUGAAGGACGUGUUCCCACAUGGUAUAGGCUUUGUGCUGGUGUUUGAAUACAUGCUGUCUGAUCUCUCUGAGGUCAUCAGGAAUUCUCAAAGGCCUCUAACUGAGUCCCAGGUCAAAGGUUACAUGAUGAUGCUACUGAAGGGUGUGGCCUUCUGCCAUGAAAACUCCAUAAUGCACCGGGACUUGAAACCAGCCAACCUGCUCAUCAGCUCCACAGGUCACCUAAAGAUCGCUGACUUUGGUCUGGCCAGGCUCUUCUCCAAUGACGGGGAGCGACUGUACAGCCACCAGGUGGCCACAAGGUGGUAUCGAGCCCCAGAGCUUCUUUAUGGGGCUCGGAAAUAUAAUGAAGGUGUAGACCUGUGGGCAGUGGGGUGUAUCUUUGGGGAACUGCUAAACAACUCUCCCCUGUUCCCUGGAGAGAACGACAUUGAGCAGCUCUGCUGUGUCCUAAGGGUUCUGGGGACACCCAACCAGAGAGUCUGGCCGGAGAUCACAGAACUGCCUGACUACAACAAGAUCACGUUCAAAGAGAAUCCUCCCAUCCCUCUGGAAGAGAUUGUUCCAGACACCUCUGCCCAGGCUGUCGACCUGCUCAACAAGUUCCUUGUCUACCCCUCUAAACAACGCAUCAGCGCCCAACAGGCCCUCCUCCACCCCUACUUUUUUACAGACCCCCUGCCGGCUCACCACUCGGAGCUCCCCAUUCCCCAGCGCGGGGGGAAACAUUCCCGCCAACGCCUGCAGCCCCCCGUUGAGUUCACAGUGGACCUGCCCCUGCAGGAGAGCCUUGUGGACCCUUCACUAAUACAGGGCCAUGCAUGGUGUCUGUGAUCCAUCCUCUGGCCUCCAACUCACUCCUCUUGUCUCAUAUCUAUCUAUUUCAUCCAUCUCACCUUUUCAUGGUGAUGUCAACAAUGUGGUUUAUUUGUUAAACUACUGAAUUGAAAGACCAUGGCCCUAGGUAUUAUGGUGGAUUUGAGGGUUUAUGGUCUGUUUCUGCUCACAGAGUUAACGUUGUCAUAGUUAUGCAUGUAAAUACUUAGUGUUGUGAAUAAUAUUUAUCCAUGUAUUUUUAUUUAA
Molecule: messenger RNA, 1519 nt
Organism: Hypomesus transpacificus
Lineage: Eukaryota; Metazoa; Chordata; Actinopteri; Osmeriformes; Osmeridae
Gene: cdk20
Product: cyclin-dependent kinase 20
Exons: 8
Coding region: 239-1270 (343 amino acids)
Biological process (GO): protein phosphorylation
Cellular component (GO): nucleus
Molecular function (GO): ATP binding; cyclin-dependent protein serine/threonine kinase activity
Source: RefSeq, a predicted model, not a curated record